This is a messenger RNA of Arachis ipaensis, 1008 nucleotides long. RefSeq lists its product as uncharacterized. NCBI's taxonomy places the organism in Eukaryota, Viridiplantae, Streptophyta, Magnoliopsida, Fabales, Fabaceae. Gene Ontology annotation, molecular function: nucleic acid binding. The record is from RefSeq and is a predicted model, not a curated record.
AUGAAUUUUGUUUUGAUGGCUGAUGAAUUGUAUAAGAAAGGUAUCGAUGGGAGUUUAUCGAGAUGUUUGGGUCAAAAUGACCAAAAUAUUGCUUUGGGUGAAGUUCACAAUGGGAUAUGCGGUGCCCAUCAGGCUGGAAAAAAAAUGAGGUGGGUGUUAUAUUGCAAUCAUGUAUAUUGGCCAUCCAUGAUUAAAGAUUGCAUUGAUUAUGCAAAAGCAUGUCUAGAAUGCCAGAAACAUGGCUCGAUUCAACAAAUCCCAGCAUCCGAAUUACAUUCGAUAAUAAAGCCAUGGCCAUUUAAAGGUUGGGCUUUGAAUUUAAUUGGGUUAAUUCAUCCUCCUUCAUCAAAACAACACAAGUUUAUCUUAGUAGCAAUUGAUUAUUUUACAAAAUGGGUUGAAGCGAUUCCCUCGAUAGAAGCUAAUGGGCAAGUAGAAGCAGCAUAUAAGAUUUUGAUAAGUUUGAUAAAAAAAAAACAUAUUGGAAAUAAGCCACGAACAUGGCAUGAAACUUUAAGCCAAGUCUUGUGGGCUUAUCGAAACUCACCAAGGGGUUCGACAGGUACUUCGCCAUAUAAGUUGGUGUAUGGUCAUGAUGCAGUGUUACCACUAGAGAUAAAUCUAAAUACUUUAAGAAUAUCAAAGCAGAGUAAUUUACUAGUCGAUGAUUAUUGGAAUGCAAUAUUCGAUGAAUUGAGCGAGUUAGAUUCGGAGCGAAUUUUGGCACUCGAUAACAUGAUUCGACAGAAAGCAAGUAUUGCUCGAAGUUACAAUCAUCGAAUCAAGGAAAAGUCUUUUAAUAUAGGUGAAUUGGUUUUGAAAGUUAUCUUGCCAAUGGAAAAGAAAUUGAAAUUUCUUGGUAAAUGGUCCCAUACUUGGGAGGGUCCUUUCCAAGUGAUAGGAACAUAUUCGGGAAAUGCUUAUCUGAUUAAAGAUAUCGAGUCAGAAAGAGUAAUUAACUCGAUUAAUGGAAAAUACUUGAAGCAAUACUAUUGUUGGCAGAAUUAA